Molecule: messenger RNA, 537 nt
Organism: Solanum tuberosum (potato)
Lineage: Eukaryota; Viridiplantae; Streptophyta; Magnoliopsida; Solanales; Solanaceae
Product: cytochrome P450 71A2-like
Exons: 1
Coding region: 1-537 (178 amino acids)
Molecular function (GO): iron ion binding; monooxygenase activity; heme binding
Source: RefSeq, a predicted model, not a curated record
AUGGAAAAAUUACAGAAUGAAGUGAGAGGAUUAGCCCAAGGGAAAGCAGAGGUAACAGAGGAUGACUUAGGAAAUAUGCAGUAUCUGAAAGCAGUGAUCAAAGAGAGUCUCAGGCUUCAUCCACCAAUUCCACUACUAGUUCCUCGAGAAUCAAUAGAAGACAUAAAAUUACUUGGCUAUCAAAUUCCUGCUAAAACUGGAGUCAUUAUCAAUGCUUGGUCAAUCGGAAGAGAUCCUUUAUCAUGGGAAAAUCCAGAGGAGUACCGACCAGAGAGGUUUUUAAAUAGUAAUAUUGAUGUGAAAGGAUUAAACUUUGAGUUGAUUCCGUUUGGAGCAGGCAGAAGGGGCUGCCCAGGAACUGGUUUUGCUAUUGUGGUAAUUGAGCUAGCAUUAGCAAGGAUUGUGCACAAGUUCAAUUUAGCAUUACCAGAAGGGUUAAAACCGGAGGAUUUGGUUAUGACGGAAGGCAGUGGCAUCACUAUUCGUAGGAUAUCACCUAUGCUAGCAGUGGCCACUACAUGUUCUAGUUAUUAUUAA